Molecule: messenger RNA, 1342 nt
Organism: Dermacentor silvarum
Lineage: Eukaryota; Metazoa; Arthropoda; Arachnida; Ixodida; Ixodidae
Exons: 11
Coding region: 151-1173 (340 amino acids)
Biological process (GO): proteolysis
Molecular function (GO): metalloendopeptidase activity
Source: RefSeq, a predicted model, not a curated record
GCUCUGACAAAAUAACUAGGUUUGCGUAAAAUACAGGUGCAACUUCAAACUAGGCUUUUUCAGUGCUAGCUUGUUGUGGUGAAUACAUACACAAGGAGGAAUGACAUGAAUUAGCCCAGCCUGCUAUUGCGCGGCUUCGUGGGAGAUAACAUGACAUGCGUUAUUUUUCUGAUGUCCCUUCUGGCACAAGCAGGUGCACAGAAGUGGUUUCACAAAAGCCCGUGCAUUGCCUUGGCCAUAUUUGUAGACCAUGACAACUAUUCUCACGUUUUGGAUGGAUGGGGAAAGGAAAUGUAUUAUUACAGAAGAUAUGUUGAAAUGAUGCAGAAUCGGCUUGAUAUGUUGGGUGAAGAUAUCCUGCUCUAUUUAACCGAUCUUAAGGUGGUAUGUAUUUAUCUAACAAGGCAAGAAAGCGACAUAAUCUUCACCCAACGUCGACAUUACUGGGACCCAUGGGAUGCAAUAUUUCCAUUUUCUGAGAUCGUAAAGAAAUAUCACUCGAAAGCAUGGCGAAAUGCCAACCUUGUCAUCCUAAUGACGCAGAGGCUCUUUCACAGUGGCGUUGAGCAGGACCUGGUAGGAGGUGCUGUUAAAUUUGAGAACAUAUGUUCUGCAAACCGGGUCGCCGUGGUUCAUCACAAAGGAAUUUACACCACUGUAAAUAACAUGGUGCAGCUGCUUCUACGAUCAUUGGGAGUGAAGCAUGAUGGCGUAAGGGGUUACGAGGAAUGUGCUCCGCGGGAUGGGCAAAUCAUGAGCACACACGUACUGUUGCUAAUAGAUUACACGUUUUCUAGCUGCACCAAGAGGAACGUGCCUAUUCAAGUAGCGAGAGCCAACAGGAAUCACAAUGACUGCCUUGUAAGGAGAAAAAUCACAGGCAGUUAUACGAAGUGGAAACCUUCGUAUGGUCUCAAGAACAUAUAUUACCCGGAAAACGUUUGUGAACAUAUAGGCAUGUACGCCUGCGAUCCAGGGAGGGAGUACGAAAGCCGAUGCAUUGCGAAGUGCUGCUCCAAUGCUUUCGUCAAAGACGGGCCUGCAGGAGAAGAAUACCCAUUACCUGAUGGAGCCCGCUGUGAAAGGAGGAACCACGUGUGUUACAAUGGCAGAUGCACCGACUGGGUCGAACAUCCUGCGAGACCACGACCAGGGGCUGAUACGAGACGUUGAGCUGAAAUACUUGAAGCAUCUCGCAGUGGUUGCUCGAACCUGCGAUAUGCUGUUCUUGUCGGGGUCCGAAUCAUCAGCUUUGCAGCAAGCACUGAAGACCCAGCCCGGAACAAAACCGUGCCGAUUGAAGCAUUGUAGUUACACAAAUAUAUAGUGCCCAACAACUGCA